AUGCCUCGACCACGAUUGACACCGCACCUGUCGCUAAAUCGCUUCAAGAGCACCACCUCGAUCAAGUCAACUGACAGCCAGAGCAACAGUCGAGCCGUGAGCCCCAAGAGAAAGGGAGAGGAGCAGGGAGACCACAAGGGCUUCAACCUGGUCUUGAGAGUACAGGUGCUCGAGGGCCGAAACCUCGCUCCCAAAGACAAGAAUGGUACCAGCGAUCCCUACCUAGUCAUUACUCUAGGAGACGCACGCGAGGCUACCUCUGUAAUCGACAAGACAUUGAACCCAAAAUGGAACCAAACCUUCGACCUCCCUAUUUCAGGCAUCUCGAGUCUGCUGCUAGAGGGUGUGUGCUGGGACAAAGAUCGCUUUAGCAAAGACUACAUGGGCGAGUUCGAUGUCGCUCUCGAGGAUAUCUUUACCAACGGACAGACUAUCCAGGAGGCAAGCACACCCAAGUGGUACAAACUCGAAUCUAGAAAAUCGGGUCGCAAGAAGAGCCAUGCCUCUGGCGAAGUCCUCCUAAAGUUUUCCGUAUUCGACCCUAUUAAUCCGAACGCCACCGCUCAACAGACCCUCCAAAAGUUCUACGGUGUUAUUGCCCUCGAAGAUCCCGCCGAGGGAGACGAAGACCUGGACGAACUUGCUCGUGCAGAAGAAACCCCCGAUGAAGAUGAAGACGACGAGGAUGUUGAUGGCGCCAGUCCCGAGCAAGCAGAAAAGAGGAAGAAGAGACACAGACUCGCCCGUCUGAAGCGAAAGACCAAGCUGAAGGCUUACGAGUUCAAUGGUAUGAGUGCUGUUGCUGGUGUUCUCUUUGUCGAGAUUCAAAAGGUGACGGACCUGCCUCCCGAACGCAACAUGACACGUACUUCCUUUGACAUGGAUCCUUUCGUUGUCAGCUCCCUGGGCAAGAAGACAUACAGAACUCGCGUCAUCAGGCAUAAUCUCAACCCUGUCUUCGAGGAGAAGCUCGUCUUCCAGGUCUUGCGACACGAAGUCAACUACUCGCUCAAUCUUACUGUCAUCGACAGAGACAAGCUAUCCGGAAACGAUUUCGUUGGCGCUGCCACUUUCUCCCUUGAAAGGGCUAGAGCUGUUCAACCAGAGGCUGAUCCGGAGACUGGUCUUUACCGCUGUCCAGAUACACCUGACGCAGGGGUCACACCUAACAAUGAAUAUAGACGCUCACGGUUCCGUUUGGCUUCCUCGCGCUCACAAUCAAGCCAGACGCUUAGUAGAUCCAUGAACAGACCUGCGUUACGGAAGGAGGACUCGGGCGACUCUUUGAACGCUGUCGACACACGCGAAGAUCUACCGUCGCCAAUGACCAGCAACCCAUAUAUGACCGACACUUCUAACAUUCCUCAGGUGAACGUGGACCACGAUGGUAUCGAGGAUCCAGACCUCAAAUACUACGCCAUUCCAUUGCAGCUGAAGAACAAGGAUAGAUGGGAAGACAAGCACAACCCAAUCGUUCACAUCAAAGUCAAAUAUCUACCAUACCAAGCGCUCCGCCAACAGUUCUGGCGUGCUAUGUUGAAGCACUAUGAUGCAGAUGACACCGGAACUCUUGACAAGGUCGAGAUCACCACCAUGCUUGAUACCCUUGGCUCUACUCUGCACGAGGAUACUAUCAACUCCUGGUUCAAACGUUUUGCUUCUGAGAAUGGCGGAGAGGAGGUCUUGACUAUGGAUCAGGCAGUGAUGUGUCUGGAGGAUCAGCUUACGAAAUUCCAGAAGAAGGCAACUCUCGCCGACACUAUACAGGGGAAGCUUCAUAUCUCGGAAACUAAAACCUCAAAGUUGACUGCAGCAGACGGUCAAGGAACGCCUCUGAACAACCAAUCUCAAACCUCAGUGGUCCCAGCACUUGAGGUGCAGGACCUUUCGGCCGACGGAGAGGAGGGUGGUGCGUUGCCGGACGAUGAUCUCGCGGAUGAAGAGAAGGGUGAGGAGCAUGUCGUGGAGAUCAAAGAGUGUCCCAUCUGUCACCAGCCUCGUCUCGACAAAAAGGGCUCAGAAGCCGACAUCAUCACGCAUGUAGCCACAUGUGCCUCGCAGGACUGGCGUGCUGUCAAUAAUAUCGUCAUGGGUGGCUUCGUGACCAGCAGCCAAGCACAGAGAAAGUGGUACAGCAAAGUCAUCACCAAGAUUGGUUAUGGUGGCUACAAGAUUGGAGCCAACAGUGCCAACAUUCUCGUCCAAGACCGUAUUACUGGACAAAUCAAUGAGGAGAGGAUGAGCGUGUAUGUCAGACUGGGUAUCCGAUUGCUUUACAAGGGGCUCAAGAGCAGGGAGAUGGAGAAGAAGAGAAUUCGCAAACUCCUUCGAUCCCUGUCCUUUAAGCAGGGUCGUAAGUAUGACGACCCCGCUUCAGCGUCGCAGAUCUCUGGGUUCAUCAACUUCCAUCAGCUGGAUAUGUCAGAGGUUCUCCUGAAAACAUCCGAGUUCAAGAGCUUCAACGAGUUCUUCUACCGCAAGUUGAAGCCAGAUGCUAGACCCUGCUCGGCUCCUGACAGGCCGGAGAUCGUUGUUUCACCAGCAGACUGCCGGACAGUCGUCUUCAACCAAAUCACUGAAGCUCAGCGCGUAUGGGUCAAGGGACGAGAGUUCUCAGUAGAGCGACUCUUGGGUAAUGCAUACCCUGAAGAUGCCAAAAGAUAUGUCGGUGGCGCCAUGGGUAUCUUCCGUCUGGCACCGCAAGACUAUCAUCGUUUCCACAUUCCGGUGGACGGUACAAUGCUUGAGCCCAAGCUCAUUGAGGGCGAGUACUACACUGUCAACCCCAUGGCUAUCCGGAGUGCGCUUGACGUGUAUGGUGAAAAUGUCAGAGUGGUUGUGCCAAUUGAUAGUCCGAAGCACGGACGCGUGAUGGUCAUCUGUGUUGGAGCCAUGAUGGUCGGCAGCACAGUCAUCACGCGAAAGGCAGGAGAGAAGGUGAGCCGCGCGGAAGAAUUAGGAUAUUUCAAGUUUGGUGGCAGUACGUUGUUGCUGCUGUUCGAGCCUGGAAAGAUGCUGUUCGAUGACGAUUUGGUCGACAACUCUAAUGGAGCAUUGGAAACACUGGUUCGCGUCGGCAUGUCAAUUGGACACAGUCCCGACGAGGCACCUCAUAUGCCCGACAUGCGCAAGGAGAACCCCAGCAUGGCUGAGAAGCAAGAAGCCAAACGCAGGAUCGAAGGCAGUUUUGCGCCCAGCACAAGGGCGAUACCCGGCAUGCCAUCUGCAGCCAACAUCCAGUAA
Molecule: messenger RNA, 3243 nt
Organism: Aureobasidium melanogenum CBS 110374
Lineage: Eukaryota; Fungi; Ascomycota; Dothideomycetes; Dothideales; Saccotheciaceae
Exons: 7
Coding region: 1-3243 (1080 amino acids)
Biological process (GO): phospholipid biosynthetic process
Molecular function (GO): phosphatidylserine decarboxylase activity; calcium ion binding
Source: RefSeq, a predicted model, not a curated record